Scleropages formosus (Asian bonytongue) is the source of this 661-nucleotide messenger RNA. RefSeq names its product ribosomal protein L11 (gene rpl11). The transcript is spliced from 6 exons. The record is from RefSeq and is a predicted model, not a curated record. Bases 63 to 599 code for a protein of 178 amino acids. Gene Ontology annotation, biological process: translation. Gene Ontology annotation, molecular function: structural constituent of ribosome. Lineage: Eukaryota; Metazoa; Chordata; Actinopteri; Osteoglossiformes; Osteoglossidae. Gene Ontology annotation, cellular component: ribosome.
CUGCGCCCGGCGCGUAUAUAUUCGUGCGCCGGAAGUGAGCGGUCCUCUUCCAGUGAUCGAAUAUGGCGGACCAGGGUGAGAAGAAGGAGAACCCCAUGCGUGAGCUGCGCAUCCGCAAACUCUGCCUCAACAUCUGUGUGGGUGAGAGCGGUGACAGGCUGACCCGUGCUGCCAAGGUGCUGGAGCAGCUCACUGGCCAGACCCCCGUCUUCUCCAAAGCUCGCUACACUGUGCGAUCAUUUGGUAUCCGCAGGAAUGAAAAGAUAGCGGUGCAUUGUACUGUCCGUGGUGCCAAGGCUGAGGAGAUCUUGGAGAAAGGGCUCAAGGUGCGUGAGUAUGAGUUGAGGAAGAACAACUUCUCAGAUUCCGGGAACUUUGGCUUUGGUAUCCAGGAGCACAUCGACCUGGGGAUUAAAUACGACCCCAGCAUUGGCAUCUACGGUCUGGACUUCUACGUGGUUCUGGGCAGACCCGGGUUCAGCAUUGCCGACAAGAAGAGGAAAAGGGGCCGCAUUGGGUUCCGUCACCGAAUCCGCAAAGAGGAGGCCAUGCGCUGGUUCCAGCAGAAGUACGAUGGUGUAAUCCUCCCAGGGAAGUAGACCACGUUAUUGAUUAUUUGUAACAAAUGAUUAAUAAAACUAAAAAAAAAAAAAAAAAGACC